Molecule: messenger RNA, 1995 nt
Organism: Beta vulgaris subsp. vulgaris (sugar beet)
Lineage: Eukaryota; Viridiplantae; Streptophyta; Magnoliopsida; Caryophyllales; Amaranthaceae
Product: extensin-2-like
Exons: 1
Coding region: 43-1845 (600 amino acids)
Source: RefSeq, a predicted model, not a curated record
AUAUUUCACAAACUCAUCUUUUCAUCUUCAUCUUCCUUCAAAAUGGCUUUCAAUCGUGCUUCUUUCAUGUCUUUCCUUCUCAUCACUUUGGUGGCAGUUUCAUCUGCUAGUGAUUACUAUACUUACAGUCCUACUCCAGAAUACAAGACACCAUCUUAUUCUCCAGUCUACGCGUCUCCAACUUACAGCCCAUCACCAGUAUACACCCCAUCUCCAAUAUACACUUCACCAGAAUACACUCCAUCUCCGGUAUACAAGUCACCAGAGUAUACCCCAUCUCCAGUGUACAAGUCACCAAAAUACAGCCCAUCCCCCGUGUACAAGUCACCGGAAUACACUCCAUCUCCAAUAUACAAGUCACCAGAAUACACCCCAUCUCCAAUAUACAAAUCACCAAAAUACAGUCCAUCUCCCGUGUACAAGUCUCCAGAAUACACCCCAUCUCCAGUAUACAAGUCACCAGAAUACACCCCAUCUCCAGUAUACAAGUCACCAAAAUACAGUCCAUCUCCCGUGUACAAGUCACCUGAAUACACCCCAUCUCCAGUAUACAAGUCACCAGAAUACACCCCAUCUCCAAUAUAUAAGUCACCAAAAUACAGUCCAUCUCCCGUGUACAAGUCACCAGAAUACACCCCAUCUCCAAUAUACAAGUCACCAGAAUACACCCCAUCCCCAGUGUACAAGUCACCAGAGUACACCCCUUCUCCAGUAUACAAGUCACCAAAAUACAGCCCAUCUCCCGUGUACAAGUCACCAGAAUACACCCCAUCUCCAGUAUACAAAUCACCAGAAUACACCCCAUCUCCAGUAUACAAGUCACCAGAAUACACCCCAUCUCCAGUAUACAAGUCACCAGAAUACACCCCAUCUCCAGUAUACAAGUCACCAGAAUACACCCCAUCUCCAGUAUACAAGUCACCAGAAUACACCCCAUCUCCAGUAUACAAGUCACCUGAAUACACCCCAUCUCCAGUAUACAAGUCACCAGAAUACACUCCAUCUCCAGUAUACAAGUCACCAAAAUACAGUCCAUCUCCCGUGUACAAGUCACCUGAAUACACCCCAUCUCCAGUAUACAAGUCACCAGAAUACACUCCAUCUCCAAUAUAUAAGUCACCAAAAUACAGUCCAUCUCCCGUGUACAAGUCACCAGAAUACACCCCAUCUCCAAUAUACAAGUCACCAGAAUAUACUCCAUCCCCAGUGUACAAGUCACCAGAGUACACCCCAUCUCCAAUAUACAAGUCACCAGAAUACACUCCAUCCCCAGUGUACAAGUCACCAGAGUACACCCCUUCUCCAGUAUACAAGUCACCAAAAUACAGCCCAUCUCCCGUGUACAAGUCACCAGAAUACAACCCAUCUCCAGUGUAUAAAUCACCAGAAUACACCCCAUCUCCAGUGUACAAGUCACCCGAAUACACCUCAUCUCCAGUAUACAAAUCACCAGAAUACACCCCAUCUCCAGUAUACAAGUCACCAGAAUACACCCCAUCUCCAGUGUACAAGUCACCAGAAUACACCCCAUCUCCAGUAUACAAGUCACCAGAAUACACCCCAUCUUCAGUAUACAAGUCACCAGAAUACACCCCAUCUCCAGUAUACAAGUCAACAGAAUAUACUUCAUCUCCAGUGUACAACUCACCAGUUUACACACAAUCUCCAUCAUACGAGUCACCAGAAUACACCCCAUCACCAGUGUACAAGUCACCAGAGUACACCAAAUCUCCAGUUUACUCACCAUCUCCAGUGUACGAGUCUCCAGAAUACACUGCAUCACCAAUCUACUCCCCAACUUACACUACUCCUACAUAUUCUCCAAGUCCCUCAUACGGCUAUUAAGAGAAAUCCAAUACUAAAUGAUUGCUUGAUUUUGCAAUAUUUUAAAUUAUCUCGCAAUGAGUGUUUAAAUUGCGUGAAAUUCAUAUUAUUAUUAAUCGUUUUGUAUUAUUCAAAAUAUUAAAUAAUAAUUUAUAAAAUUAUUUUUAGUUA